Molecule: messenger RNA, 480 nt
Organism: Cylindrotheca closterium
Lineage: Eukaryota; Bacillariophyta; Bacillariophyceae; Bacillariales; Bacillariaceae
Source: the annotation of a GenBank genome assembly
AUGUCUCCAAUGUCACUCCUUUUUCAGUUCCUGCUGGUCUCCUCAAUAGCCACCAAUAGCAGUUCGACGAUGAUGAUGAUGAUGGUGCAAGCCCAAGAGUGCGCUCCCAAUGGUGUUUGCGAUACCCAUCCUCGAUGUUCCGUCUGGAAGGAAGAAGGGGAAUGUAAAAAGAGUGCUGGGUACAUGCAAAGAUAUUGUCCAGUCUCUUGUGGUUACGCGAAUACUCCGAAACAUACGGCGGCCGAACUGUUGGAACAAUCCAUUCAAUUUGGCGUGAAACAAGAAGCUACUGGAGAGAGUAAAGAACUAACUUUGGGAGUCAUUGUGAAAACCAUUGAAUAUAUGAAGGAGCCACGGGAUGUACACUUUUGCAAAAACAAGCACGAAUUUUGUUCUUUCUGGGCGACGGUUGGCGAAUGCGAUGGCAACCCUGGAUGGAUGCAAGCUAAUUGUGGACCAGCAUGUGGAAAUUGCAAAUAG